AUGGCCGCCGAGCUCAAGUACCGCAAGCACUUCAAGCUGGCUGAUGAUGUCAAGCUGGACUCCUCCCAAGUCAAGAUGUUCGUCUCCGUGGACGAGGAGCCGGUCAACUCUGACUCCGACUCCGAGUCUGAAGAAGUCUCCGAACCGAAACAUGAGUCCCAGCCUGACAACACCACGUCUGCCAACAUCACACCCAACAACUCUCAGCCACUUGAGAAGGUCGUGGCGCUUCUACCUAUGGCGGGCCAAGACAACAUCUCCGACCAAAACCGCCUCGUUCGCAUCCAAAACCCCUCGGCGAAGUCAGACGACUGGAACAAGGUCGGCAUCUCGCAGAAGUUCAGAUGCAAUGUCAGAAUCACUAAGCCGAAUGAGUCUCGCAAGAAGGUUCCAUACCUGCCAUCCGAUAAUUCCAAGAAGAAUGGUGUUGCCAUGAACUUCAGUAUCAAGUCACACGGCCUUGCUCCGAAAUUGUCUCUUUCUGUGGAGUACCACCGCAAUGAGCAUGCUCUCAGUGCCAACGAAAUUCACGUUCCCAGACACGAAGGUUCGAUUGAUUUUUCAUUUGGCCAUGUGUACAAGGACGCCAAUGAUACAUCAACCGAGCCUAACCAGAUCAUGAACCUCGAGGUCAAGUACGGAUCAGAGCACAAGUCUGCACUCGUCGAAUUCAAUACGACUGGUGCUAUCGCCGACAGCCUGAAGUGCAUCAACGAUUACCCUGAGCCUCAUCUCCACCCUCGUGUCAAGAGAAUGCGCCCUCGCGGCGACGAAGUCAAGCUGACCAAGAAACUCGUCUCGCUGACCAGAAUUCUUGAAAACGAGGUCUAUCAUGUCUCGAUCAAGAUUCAGCCCAACAGUAAGGACAUAGACGCACACAAGGCUGGCAACCGCAAUUCAGUUGAUGACUUGCUCGACAUGUUGCCUCACAAGAACAACCUUUCUGCUGGUCCUGCUGUCUCGGAUAAUGUGGUUCCUCCUUCAGCUGAAGACACUUCUGCCGCUACUCCUCCUGAAGGCCAGACUGUGGCUUCCACCGAGGAGACUCCCGCUGCCCCUCUCGAAGACCGUGCUGUAUUUCCUCUUUCUGUUGAGCAUGCCAUGACUGUCCUGCCGUACGAACAGUACCGCAACGCCAUCCACAAGCCUCUUGUUCAGCAUGGAAAGAUGCCUACUCCUUCCACCGUCUUUGACAAGCACCAUCCCUGUUUGCCUAUGCCCGCGCUUCCCGUUUUCCGUGAUGCGGACGAAGGAAGCAUUGUCAUUAGCAACAGUGCUCACACGCAAUCUGUCGAGCGGGAGUUCAUUCUCAAGGCUCUAGCGAUCGACCCUCACAAGGUCCAGCUACUGACUCUCGGCGACGCAGUUCUACUUGCUGUUCGUUGGGACAAGCGUUUGCGUGCCGGUCUCUCGUCUGACGAGCGCAUCACUUAUCCUAAUGGCACCAUAAUCGACUUCAAGAUCCACAGCGCUCAAGCUCUUGAGGCUGCUGCCAACAACCCCAAGCCUCAUUACGCCAAAGGUCUUGUCAUUGGUAACAGCUUCGGUGUCAGUUGCGAUAUGCUUUGCCUGGUAUUGAAGAAGAAGGCCGUAGAGUUUGCUGGCAUGACUUCGCCUCUUCACUCUGCCAGCAAUGCCGCCUCAUACCAUGCAUGUCUAUCAUCGCAGAGUGACGACCAUGUCUGCGCCAGCAUUAUCAACGCGGCCGCAACCACAUAUGCUCGUGGUUCGUGGGUCACUGAACAAUGGCCUGUUCUCCUCAACGAUGGUGGCGUGCUUCCUACCCGAGACUACAUCUCGCAAUCUCGCUGCUCACCUGACGAGUGGACUGACGCUUUCAGGAAGCUGAAGGAGCCUAAAGGCAAGCCUUGGAAUCGCAGACAGAUUCAGUUCAUCGACACAUUCUUGAAGGCCCAGGGUGGUAUGGCAUUGUGCACCGGACCUGGCGGUGCUGGCAAGACCGAGUUGAUGAUGCAGCUCAUCGCUUUUGUCCUCAGAACGGGCUCAAGGGCUGUCGUUACUGGCAUGAAGCAUGACACCCUCGACAUGAUUGUUGAGAAGUUUGUCGAAAUGUUCCCCGAGAUGGAGCCUCCUCUCCGCGCUUACACCCCAUCCUCGGAGGAUUUGAUGGAUGAGAAGACCACGUGGGUCACUACCGACGACAGAGAGAUGCUUAUCCUCGAGAUGGCCCGUACCGAUCUCAAUGAGAACAAGGACAGACGCUCUCAUCUCAAGAUGACAUACUCUAUCCAGCACAAGGUCAUCCAGAACUCCACAAGGACCGACAUGCCGCCCAUGGUGAAGCAGAUCCCUUCUGGCUUGGAGAACGGCGUUUCAGUAUUCAAUGACCCUACCCAAUACGACUAUCGCCAGAUCUUUCGUGAAGGUUUUGCUGCCCUUCCCGAGCAUUCUCCAUCUGACUCCGAGUACUGGACCGAAGACCGUGCACGUCUGUUCAAGUACGUAUAUGCUGUCCUUCGUGCCGAGGCGAUUCAGAACGCCCCCUUCCUUGUCAGCACCAUGGUUGGUCUCAAGAACAGGGAGAUCUCCCAGAAUUUCAGUCUCGACCACAAUAUUGCCAGAUUUGAUGAUGAGGCUCAAGCGUGUGAGGAAGGCGUCUCGCUGAUUGGCGCUGCCCUUUGUCACUGGUCCAAGAACGUCAAGACAUGGGCUAUGUUUGGCGACUAUAAGCAGAGCGGUGUCAUCUGCCUUACAGGUCAGGGCCAAGAGAACACUGUUGAUGUCUUCCAUGAACAGUCUCGCAUCUCACUCUUCUCUCGUCUUGAGAAGGCUGGUCAUCCUGUUGUCCAUCUCAACACGCAGCAACGCUUGCCACAGCUGUUCUUCACACCCUUGAACGAGCUUCACUACGACAUGCAGAUCACCACUAGCUCCUCGCUCAAGCGGCCUCUGAGAGAGAACACUACUCUCUUGGGUGAGAUUGCUGGUCGCAGCCAGAAGGAGAUUGCUCUCCAGACUGACGCCCAGCGACGCAUGUUGUUGGUCCAGGUCGACUCUCCCACCAUGAAGGCCAGAGACUCGCCUUCUCGCGCCAACCCUGGGUUUGCCGCCUAUGUCGUCGAUGUCGUGCUGCCUGCACUUCAGGGAGUUGUAUGGCGCCUAUUCUACAAGCUCCGUCGUGAUGGUUGGAGUCGUCUCGAGCUACCUAAGCUCUACACCAUCGACACUGCUCAUGGUCGUGAGGCGGACUUCGUCAUCUUUGAUGUCGUCAAUGACACCAGAGAGGGCUUCCUGAGCGACAAGACUCGCAUGUGCCUCGCCGCCAGCCGCGCCAAGCAGCAGAUGUUAUGGGUUACUGGUGACUGUUCCGAGAUCCCUACCGACACCAAGACGAAGUACUAUAGAGACAGUAGCGAUGGUGAUAAGAUCAAGCAGGUCACCGUCAGCCGUCCUUUGCUUCACUGGAAGAAGUACUUCGAGGACAAGAAGUGCACUCACCAGACUGCUCCUCCCGCCUUCGAAGUUCCCACCGACCUGGCCUACUUCGGUGACGACUUAGACACCGUCAAGGUUGAGACUGGCACUUCUGGCGAGGUAUCCGCUCCCAUCGACGACUCUGCUCAAUUCUCUACUGGCGAUGCUGCUGUUUGGCCUGCUGGUGAUGCUUUGAUUUCUGGUGAGGACUUUGGAGGUGAUUUCUGGUGA
Messenger RNA from Aureobasidium musti, 3666 nucleotides. Lineage: Eukaryota; Fungi; Ascomycota; Dothideomycetes; Dothideales; Saccotheciaceae. The record is from the annotation of a GenBank genome assembly.